Molecule: messenger RNA, 1565 nt
Organism: Symphalangus syndactylus (siamang)
Lineage: Eukaryota; Metazoa; Chordata; Mammalia; Primates; Hylobatidae
Gene: NMUR2
Product: neuromedin U receptor 2
Biological process (GO): neuropeptide signaling pathway
Cellular component (GO): plasma membrane
Molecular function (GO): neuromedin U receptor activity
Source: RefSeq, a predicted model, not a curated record
AUGUCAGGGAUGGAAAAACUUCAGAAUGCUUCCUGGAUCUACCAGCAGAAACUAGAAGAUCCAUUCCAGAAACACCUGAACAGCACCGAGGAGUAUCUGGCCUUCCUCUGCGGACCUCGGCGCAGCCACUUCUUCCUCCCCGUGUCUGUGGUGUAUGUGCCAAUUUUUGUGGUAGGGGUCAUUGGCAAUGUCCUGGUGUGCCUGGUGAUUCUGCAGCACCAGGCUAUGAAGACGCCCACCAACUACUACCUCUUCAGCCUGGCGGUCUCUGACCUCCUGGUCCUGCUCCUUGGAAUGCCCCUGGAGGUCUAUGAGAUGUGGCGCAACUACCCCUUCUUGUUCGGGCCCGUGGGCUGCUACUUCAAGACAGCCCUCUUUGAGACCGUGUGCUUCGCCUCCAUCCUCAGCAUCACCACCGUCAGCGUGGAGCGCUACGUGGCCAUCCUACACCCGUUCCGCGCCAAGCUGGAGAGCACCCGGCGCCGGGCCCUCAGGAUCCUCGGCAUCGUCUGGGGCUUCUCCGUGCUCUUCUCCCUGCCCAACACCAGCAUCCACGGCAUCAAGUUCCACUACUUCCCCAACGGGUCCCUGGUCCCAGGUUCGGCCACCUGUACGGUCAUCAAGCCCAUGUGGAUAUACAAUUUCAUCAUCCAGGUCACCUCCUUCCUAUUCUACCUCCUCCCCAUGACUGUCAUCAGUGUCCUCUACUACCUCAUGGCACUCAGACUAAAGAAAGAUAAAUCUCUUGAGGCAGAUGAAGGGAAUGCAAAUAUUCAAAAACCCUGCAGAAAAUCAGUCAACAAGAUGCUGUUUGUCUUGGUCUUAGUGUUUGCUAUCUGUUGGGCCCCGUUCCACAUUGACCGACUCUUCUUCAGCUUUGUGGAGGAGUGGACUGAAUCCCUGGCUGCUGUGUUCAACCUCAUCCAUGUGGUGUCAGGUGUCUUCUUCUACCUGAGCUCAGCUGUCAACCCCAUUAUCUAUAACCUACUGUCUCGCCGCUUCCAGGCAGCAUUCCAGAAUGUGAUCUCUUCUUUCCACAAACAGUGGCACUCCCAGCAUGACCCACAGUUGCCACCUGCCCAGCGGAACAUCUUCCUGACACAAUGCCACUCUGUGGAGCUGACCGAAGAUACAGGUCCCCAGUUCCCAUGUCAGUCAUCCGUGCACAACUCUCACCUGUCAACAGCCCUCUCUAGUGAACAGAUGUCAUGAAGAAACUAUCAAAGCUGCCACUUUAACAAAACCUGAAUUCUUUCAGAGCUGACUUUCCUCUAUGCCUCAAAACUUCAGAGAGGAACAUCCCAUAAUGUAUGCCUUUUCAUAUGAUAUUAGAGAGGUAGAAUAGCUCUGACAACUCAUGUACCCAUUGCUAAUUUUUUUUUUUAAUAAACGUGAAAACUGAGAGUUAGAUCUGGUUUCAAAAUCCAGAACUGCCUGAUUUUUAGUUAUCUUUCCACUAUCCGAACUGCCUCAUGCCCCUUCACUAGUUUUUUCAAGCCAAGAACAUGACUGGAAAAGCAUGGCACCUAUAUCUUGAUUAAUUUCCAUUAAUGGAAAUGGUUUGU